Messenger RNA from Truncatella angustata, 897 nucleotides. RefSeq names its product putative short-chain dehydrogenase/reductase. The transcript is spliced from 2 exons. Bases 1 to 897 code for a protein of 298 amino acids. Gene Ontology annotation, cellular component: endoplasmic reticulum; lipid droplet. Lineage: Eukaryota; Fungi; Ascomycota; Sordariomycetes; Amphisphaeriales; Sporocadaceae. The record is from RefSeq and is a predicted model, not a curated record. Gene Ontology annotation, molecular function: triacylglycerol lipase activity; acylglycerone-phosphate reductase (NADP+) activity. Gene Ontology annotation, biological process: triglyceride catabolic process; phosphatidic acid biosynthetic process.
AUGGCAGACGUACAGAAGCUUUCAGUACUCAUCACGGGCUGCAGUGAAGGCGGCAUUGGCUUCGCCUUGGCGCAAGAAUUCCACCGCAGGGGCCUACGAGUUUUCGCAACAGCCCGCAACCUGAGCAAAGUGCAGCAUCUACACGACGCUGGGCUAGAAAUCAUCCAGGUCGACGUGGUGGACCAGGCUUCGAUUAGAGAUGCUGUAGCGGCUGUUUCCAAGCUGACUGGCGGGACGCUGGACAUCCUGGUCAACAAUGCCGGCGGAGGUUACCAGAUGUCACUGCUGGAUGCGGACCUGGACGAGGCACGAAAACUGUUUGAGGUCAACCUCUGGGGCUUGCUGGCCGUCACUCAGGCGUUUGCGCCGCUUCUCGUUGAAGCGGCCGCUCAGGGUAGCAGGCCGCGUGUUGUCAAUAUCGGCUCUGUUGUCUCGCGUGUAAACGUUCCUUGGCAAGGCAUUUAUAACGCCUCCAAGGGCGCCUUAGCCAUGCUCAACGACACCUUGCGCAUGGAGCUCAAGCCCAUUGGAAUCGAGGUUCUACAUAUCGUCACAGGCGGUAUUUCCACCAAGUUCUACGGCAACAGCGCUGGCCAGAAGCUUCCUGAGAACAGUAUAUAUGCACCUAUUGCGGACGACAUCGAAAAAGCGGUCGCCGGCCACACUGCCAGCAGCCUGCAGACCAUGACGCCAGAGGUAUAUGCGAAGAAGGUAGUAAAUAACGCUCUGAGCAGUCGGCCAACGACAACUAUGUGGGUUGGUGGGCAGGUUUCCAUCGGCUGGAUGGGUACAAAGUUCGGCUGGGAUAGCAUCAGGGAUCUUAUCAUUGGCUAUAUGCUCGGUAUGACCUCACUCGCGAGAAAGUAUAGAGAGUCGCGACAUAUCAAGCAGAGCUGA